Sphenostylis stenocarpa is the source of this 174-nucleotide messenger RNA. Lineage: Eukaryota; Viridiplantae; Streptophyta; Magnoliopsida; Fabales; Fabaceae. The record is from the annotation of a GenBank genome assembly.
AUGGAGCGGUCUUAUGGUUUUAACCUGCUUCAAUUAUGCAAAGCUUUUGUGAUGUUUUAUAAAGCAGAAGAUGAAAAUUCGCAGUGGACCAAUAAUUGUCUCACUGAUCUAACUUUGGGAAUUGCUAUUUACACUUCCCUCUUCCUUAUGCACACCAAUUCUCUUUUUCCUUAA